Messenger RNA from Trypanosoma cruzi, 613 nucleotides. RefSeq lists its product as uncharacterized. NCBI's taxonomy places the organism in Eukaryota, Euglenozoa, Kinetoplastea, Trypanosomatida, Trypanosomatidae. The record is from RefSeq and is a predicted model, not a curated record. The annotation marks the transcript as partial. The transcript has a single exon.
AUGAAAGAACAGUGCACCGGGAACACACAGCGACUGCCACCGCCACCAGCAGCAGGAGUCACGGCGGGUGCUUCGUUAUUCCUCUUCACGCAUCAGCGGACACCGAACGACGCCCACGCAAAAAACACAAACAGUGGGAUGCAAAAAAGCACAACCACCCUUCGCAGGACACAUGCGCUGCCGCCAGUCGUACUGCUGUUUUCUCUUCCAGCGCACCCGCACAUCACCCCACACAGCCGGAGAAUCCCCCGUCGACGAAUCCACAACGGCAGUAACACAUCGGCAGGUACGGCUGUUGGAAGAGAGUUAAUAAGCAAUUGUCCCAGGCACCCGAAAUGCCACACCACUCAAUUGCUGCACACCGCCAACAGAACAACCGCAACACGUCGCCGGGACAAAUCGCGGACUCAAGCUCUUCUCGCGAGGGCCGCCACAGCCGGGAUCUUGUACGUGCGUUCUCAGCACUCACGCCGCUCCACAGCGUGUGCAAAAUGGCGUGUGUUUGUGGUGUGUGUGUCAAAGCCUACACUUGCAGAGCAGCUGUGCAGGAAAAGAGAGUCAGAAGAAAGCAAUGGCAGAAAGAAGCGGAUAGCACACACGCAAUUACUCAUAU